Messenger RNA from Necator americanus (New World hookworm), 423 nucleotides. RefSeq lists its product as uncharacterized. The transcript has 2 exons. NCBI's taxonomy places the organism in Eukaryota, Metazoa, Nematoda, Chromadorea, Rhabditida, Ancylostomatidae. The record is from RefSeq and is a predicted model, not a curated record. Bases 1 to 423 code for a protein of 140 amino acids.
AUGGAAGAAAAUGAUAAAUACUACUCGGAUGGGUAUGACUUGAAAUUCAAGAAUAUCACCAAAAGGAAAUUUUGUUUCCUAAUAUUAUUAUUAUUAUUAUUAUUAUUAUUAUUAUUAUUAUUAUUAUUAUUAUUAUUAUUAUUAUUAUUAUUAUUAUUAUUAUUAUUAUUAUUAUUAUUAUUAUUAUUAUUAUUAUUAUUAUUAUUAUUAUUAUUAUUAUUAUUAUUAUUAUUAUUAUUAUUAUUAUUAUUAUUAUUAUUAUUAUUAUUAUUAUUAUUAUUAUUAUUAUUAUUAUUAUUAUUAUUAUUAUUAUUAUUAUUAUUAUUAUUAUUAUUAUUAAUAUUAUUAUUAUUAUUAUUAUUAUUAUUAUUAUUAUUAUUAUUAUUAUUAUUAUUAUUAUUAUUAUUAUUAUUAUUAUUAUGA